CACUGGGUGCACGGACCGUGGAGGAUACGGGCAGAAGAUGGCUGACUUAGCCGGGCACCGCGAGCCCUCGGCGGCAUCACCAGCGUCACACGGGCCGCUGAAAAGCUACAAGACAUCCGCCGUCUGGCGACUGUAAACAGCUGCCUCUUUCUCUCCCCCCUCCUCACCCCUUCCUCACCGCAAAUAUUGACAGAAGUAUCUCAGAGAAAACAUGGCAGAGAUGGAAAAAGAGGGCAGACCUCCGGAAAAUAAAAGAAGCCGAAAGCCAGCUCACCCGGUGAAAAGGGAGAUAAAUGAAGAGAUGAAGAGUUUUGCAGAGAACACCAUGAAUGAGCUGCUGGGCUGGUACGGAUAUGACAAGGUGGAGCUGAGAGACUCCGACAACCUGGAGAUUGGGGAGACGCCACAGCACAUCUCUGUCCUCAAAGAAAACUUGUUGCCAAAAAUCCCAGCUUCAACAGAGAGCAGCGAAGGCUCUCCGGAUCGAGCCAACAGCUCCCAGUCUUUGCCAACCUCCAGGAACGGAGUCACAGAGUCCUCCACCACGCCGUCCACCUCUAUGCCCAGCACCAAGGAACAUGGCAACCUGCCCAUCAUAGUCCCCAUGAUCCCCCCGCCGCUGAUCAAGCCCCCUGCAGAUGAAGAUGCAUCCAAUGUGCAGAUCAUGUGCGCCUGGUGUCAGAAGGUCGGCGUUAAACGCUAUUCUCUGAGCAUGGGGAGUGAGCUGAAGAGCUUCUGCAGUGAGAAGUGCUUCGCUGCCUGCCGCAGAGCCUAUUUUAAGAGGAACAAGGCGAGAGACGACGAUGGCCUCGGUGGGAAAUUACCCCAGCACAGCUUUACUCAGGACACGCCCAGGCUUGUCUUCAAGACAAACAGCGAUGUGCUUGUGUGUGACUGGUGCAAACAUAUUCGCCACACUAAGGAGUACCUGGACUUUGGAGCUGGUGAGCGGAGGCUGCAGUUCUGCAGUGCCAAAUGCCUGAACCAAUAUAAGAUGGACAUUUUCUACAAGGAGACCCAGGCUGCACUGCCUGGAGCAUUAUGUAACCCUGGACACGGCACUGGUGGAGAGAGUAAGAUGGAGUGUAGUGGAGGGGUACAGCUUCUCACUCCUGAGUCCUGGGGAACGCCAUUAACGGACCUUAGGCGUAAAGCUCCCUCACCAGGAGGUCCUUCCACCAACUCUGCAAUGGCCCCUUCCACUUCCUCUGCCACCUCACCUUCAGACACUGCUGCUGUCUGCUCCCCAUCCUCCUGCUCCUCAGCCAAGAUCCCCACACCCAGACCCCACGAGAGCCCCACACUUCCCCCUCCGCCUGUUCCAACUUUGCACCCACCUGUUGGGGUUCCACCUGGUAGCCCUCCCAUGGUGAUGACACCCCGGGGACCCAUGCCCCUACCGCUGUUCAUGGAGCAUCAAAUGAUGCAGCAGAUGCGUCCACCAUUUCUUCGGCCCUCUGCCCACCCAGGUGGGCCCAAUAGUCCCCUGUCAAACCCUAUCAUCCCUGGCAUUGGUCCACCACCUCCCUCUAGGUCCAUGGGUUCAGCAUCAAGCCCCAUGCAUAGACCCCUGCUGUCUCCACAUGUCCACCCCUCAUCCAAUCCCAACCCAGGCAUGAUGCCCCCUCACCCUGGUCUCCCCAUGCCAGGCCUGCCCCCUUUCCCCCCAGUCAACAUGAUGCCCAAUGGACGCAUUCCUCUGCCCCCAAUGAUGAACUUUGGCAUGCCAUCCUUGGCUCCAUUGGUACCCCCACCAACUCUCUUGGUUCCUUAUCCUGUCAUUGUACCUCUGCCAGUCCCGAUCCCUAUUCCAAUCCCGAUUCCCUUCAGCCCCAAAAAUUCCAGGGACCAGCCAGAGAGCAGUGGUACCUUCCGCAGUGCUCCAGAGUCCUCUGAGGCUUCGGGAUCUGGGCCACACUCUCCAGGGUCCUCUGGAGGUGACAGAGGGGAGCAGAAAGUAGAGCCAGCUGGCAUGGAGCGUCUCUCUCCUGUACGCUCAGAUAGGAGCAGGACGGCGUUGGUUGACUUGACUGUGAAGGCAGAGGACAAUUCAGGCAAUCUGUGUCUAAGCAGCGGCCCUGUAUCAGUGGAGGGGGUGAUUGAUCUAACUAUAGGCCAGAGGCCAUGCCAACAGCAGGUAAUUCAGAGGAUGCUACCAGGGGUCCAGGUCAAGGUAGAGGCAGAGGCAGAGACAAGAUCUCCACCAGCUGCAGGGUUGGGUUGGGAAGGGAAGGGCUGUCGUGAUGGGGUGGACGGUGCCCUCUCACAGGGCCUCCUCAAUGCUGCAGAGCUGGAAGGGGCCACACACCCAAACACACUGGAAUCACCAGGCCCUCCCUCAAGCAACAGCAGCCCUUAUUGCCACGCUGAUCCUCCAAUGAGCCAGCUGAACCCCUGUAACUCUAACCGUACCCCACCACCCUUACCCAGCACAACACGGACCCACCCACAACCCCUGCCCCAGCUCCAAACCAACCCUGCUGCCCCAUGUAAUGUCAUAGUCAAUGGUACGGGAUGGCAUUCGCUUCUCACCCCUGCCUUUGAGUCUUACCCUGACCGAAGAGAUGGUGUUGUAGGAGAAGGCACGGCAGAGGAACAGUCAGCCAACGGUGAACUGGAGCAUGAGGCACUGAAAGAGAACAAUUGCGCAGCUGGAGAGUGGGAGCCAGGGAAGCGGGGCUCAGCGCAAGAUGAGAUGGCGGACACAGUGGAUGGUAAGCCAGACCCUGACUCCAACUUAGAGGAGGGUGAGCAUGCCUAUGCCCUGCCACUGCUGUCUACCGGAGGCUGUGUGGUCAUCCAGCCUGUGCCAAAGCCCGGUGCUGACAAAACGGCCAUCCUGUCCUGCUCCAUCAGUGCCCCUUUGUCAGCAGACGGGAGCCCCGAGCUGGAGCCACCGCUGAAGAGGAGGUGUCUGCGAAUCCGCAAUCAAAAUAAAUGAGAUGGACGCUCUGAGGACCACAGUGCCAUCAACGACACUCACUUGUCCACCCCCCACCUCCAAAUCCCACCCCUCCAAACUACACCACCACACACAUGAACACUCAGAUUUUUCUCGUCCUCACUCAUCGUCCAGUCUACCAGCACCACAAAUCGCCUUCGACGACUGAUGAGAGUCCAACCAAACAUGUUGUAUCAUAGCAGAGUGGACAAGACUCCUUUUGUCCGUCUGACAGACACACUGAUGGACUGAACUUCUAAAGAGUUGAUGUCGUGGCCAGCAGGAUCGCUUGACCUUUGAACUGCAGACAGUAUAUCCCCGCAACUGGAGGACUUUUACCCUGCUGCUUCACUCCUCAUUUAGAGACUCUCAGCCCACACUGCCCCUUACCCACACUCCCUCUAACAAGUGCUCUCCAUAUUGUCCGUUACAAUGAGACGCUGCUGCUGGGAAUUUAGUGAAAGGAGCCCCAAAGAGAGAUUUCCAUCCCCUGUUUCGGUUCAACCUGGUGCCACACCACAGGUACAAAAUCUCCAGUAAGUGUUUUUUUUUUUCUUGUCACUAAGGUAUAGACACAUUUCACAAAGAGCCAGAGAGCUGGCAAAAAUCUAACCAGCAAAAACAGUGUUUGCCAACCUGACACAAAGUGUUCUGAUGGGUGAAGCGAAGAGAGAAGCAUAAUAAGCAUGAAUAUGUGACUAAGAGUUAUUUCAAUAAGAGGCUGGAGAACUGUCCUUGGACAUAAAAACACAGAUUGUUUUUGGAUUUACUGAAUCAGCAAUCUGGAGGAUAAAAUAUUAACCUUCACCAGCAACUAAUGGUGUGUGGGUGGAAUCAUGCAAUCUCUGCCAUUUUCCUGUAGCACUAUUUGCUUGCUCUCAAACUUCACUGAUUUGAAAUAUUUUGUUACACAAGAAUGGGACGGAGUUGACAUGAUAAUCAUUCCGACUACUGACAUUUUCACAUCCUGUGUUUAAACAGUAAGCACCAGUACAAGUAAUAGGCUGCUGUUUGAGAACAUUACGAGGCUUACUGCACCUCCAGAAGAACUGGGAUGGCAUGACAAUGUAGAAAGUCUGCCAAACUGCAGUGGGUACUUGCUACUGCAGGCUAGUACUUAAUCUUUUCUAUAAUACAUUACCAGUGGUGUUUCUGUAAUGGGUUAGUUUGAGACCGACUGCACUGAAUUUAGACGGGGCAGAGGCAAGCCAGCUCUUUCAUAAAUAAUUCUUUUGGGACCUGGAGGAACACUGUUGAAGUAACACAACAGAUUUUUUCUACAAUAAACACACUGAAGACAAAUUCAUUUUGGAAAUAAUUUGAAAAAUGUUUAGAACAUUGCCUCUUGCUUCUCCACCAGUCCUGCCAAGUUGCUGAUUUUUUUUGCCAGUUAUUAUUUGUUUCAAGCCAAAUUUAAAGGAGCGGUGUCUGUAGGUUUUAGUGGCAUCUAGUGAUGAAGAUUGCAGAUUGCAUCCAACUGAAACUUCUCCCAUGUGCCAAGCGUGAACUUCCUUUAGGUUUUUCACCAGGAGCCUAAUUAUCCGCUGAGGUCUCUUCCUCUACAAAAAAAAAACUGACCUGGUGAUUUAAACCAGUAAAAACACUGAAAAAAGCAGUUUCAUGCUACAGAUCAGUGUUUCUCAGAUGUUGUUCGCCAUGUAGCUGAUGGGCUUACCUUUUUUCUUGGUAACUCAAAAUCCAGACAUUCAGGCGGUUUAUACCAGGAGACAAAUUAUUCACAGGGAUCUCUUCCUCAGCAAAACAAACAUACUUGGGGAUUUAAACUAGUAAAAACACUGUAAAAAACAGUUUUAUGUUACAAAUCACUGUUUCUGUGGUGUUUUUUGGCACCUGACAGUUGGGCCACUUGCCCAGCAUCUUCUAAUGUGUACUCACUUUUUUUCUCCAUCUAAUAACUUAAGAUCCAGACGUUCAUGAGGUUUUUUU
Messenger RNA from Plectropomus leopardus (leopard coralgrouper), 4888 nucleotides. It is a transcript of the gene sobpa, whose product is annotated as sine oculis binding protein homolog (Drosophila) a. The record is from RefSeq and is a predicted model, not a curated record. Gene Ontology annotation, biological process: animal organ development. Gene Ontology annotation, cellular component: nucleus. NCBI's taxonomy places the organism in Eukaryota, Metazoa, Chordata, Actinopteri, Perciformes, Serranidae.